Melanotaenia boesemani (Boeseman's rainbowfish) is the source of this 2864-nucleotide messenger RNA. RefSeq names its product transmembrane protein 30C (gene cdc50c). The coding region runs from base 469 to 1527 and encodes 352 amino acids. The record is from RefSeq and is a predicted model, not a curated record. Gene Ontology annotation, cellular component: plasma membrane; Golgi apparatus; endoplasmic reticulum. The transcript is spliced from 7 exons. Gene Ontology annotation, biological process: phospholipid translocation. Lineage: Eukaryota; Metazoa; Chordata; Actinopteri; Atheriniformes; Melanotaeniidae.
UCACAGCAUCCUUUAGAUAAAGUAAUGUAAUGUAAAUGCACAAAACUGAGAAUUUAUCUUGUGAAGCAUUUUUGUUCUGUGUUGUUUUAAUAUGACAAAACAUUAAAACAGCACAGAUAAUUUGUUAAAGUCAGCUGUGUUCCUGUACCUUGUGUUUCAGGAAGGAAGUGGUAAAUAAGAGCAAAACAAUCUUUUAGACAAGUGGAGGUAACAGGAAGCAGAAAGAGGUAGGUGAGUAAAGGAUCUUGGUUAAUAAGUUACAGGCCACAACGGUCUCUCACACAGCAAAGCCUGCUGGGAAAAUCUCUUGGCAAGCAGACUUGUGUUUAUGCGUGUGAGCGUGUACAGAGAGAUAUCGCUGACUGAAAAGAAAACCAACAAAAGAAGAUAGAACAACGCCUUCUUGUACAAAUUUUUUGGGAAUCUCCAGUCAUCCAUCAAGUUCUUCCUCCAGCUGAAGGUCCAGUCAUGGGGAAAGAGAAAACAAAGCCGGGGCCCUUGUCUCGAAGGCCAGACAACUCUGCCUUCAAACAGCAGAGACUACCUGCCUGGUCUCCAAUGCUAACCGCUAACACUGUGCUGCCUUUCUUCUACAUUAUGGCCUCGAUAUGCCUGCUGCUGGGAGUGUGGCUGCUGCUUACUGUUCAAAGCACAAAGGAAAUGAAGCUGGAUUACACAGAGAGCGAGGACUGCAAAAGAUGUUAUGAAAUGCGAAAAAAUGUGAGCAACGCAGAGCAAACCUGCAGCUGUAAGGUGGACUUUUCCAUUGAGAAAGCGUUUAAGGGAGAUGUCUUUUUCUACUAUGGUCUGAAAAACUUCCAUCAGAACCUCCGCAGAUACAUGGACUCCAGAGAUGAUGGGCAGAUGGUCGGCAGGAUAAAUAAGUUAAAGAAUCCCAGCUCAUACUGUGAACCAUUUGCAAAAGACAAGAAUGGAGUCCCAAUUGCUCCCUGCGGUGCCGUGGCCAACAGUAUGUUCAAUGACUCCUUUAUUCUGACCUAUCAUAGGUCCAGCGGUCCCUUGAACGUCCCUCUAUUACGGAAAGGUCUCACCUGGUACACUGACAAAAAUAUCAAAUACCGCAACCCGAAGACGGACAAUUUAUCACUGGCUCAGGUGUUUGAAGAAACAACACGACCUCCUUACUGGCAGAAGCCUGUGUAUGAGCUCGAUCCCCUCGACCCGACCAACAACGGCUUCAUUAACGAUGAUCUGAUUGUUUGGAUGAGGGAGGCGGCGUUCCCCAACUUCAAGAAGCUCUAUGGGAUUUUACACAGAGCCAAUAAGCCCUUCACUAAUGGGCUUCCUGCAGGGAACUACAGCAUCCAAAUCUCCUACAACUUUCCUGUGCAGUACUUCCGAGGCAGAAAGGUAGUAGUGCUGACCACGUUGACAUGGUUUGGAGGUCAGAACCAUUUCCUGCCUAUUGCUUACCUGGUAACCAGCAGCCUGCUCCUAGUGACAGCCGUCAUCCUAACGGUGGUGUGGUGGAAGUUUGGGAAGGAUGGGAAGAACAUGAAGGAAUGAUGGGUAAGAGUGAAGCAGAUGACUGAUUAUCCUGCUGCUUGCAAGACUAAAAAAUCCUGAAAAACAAAAGCACUGAUGGGAGUUGAUGAAGAAUGGCAAAAAAAAGGUUAAUUUGGGACAAUUUAACAUCAGUGGAAGGAAAACUGAUGCAGAGUUGAGUCAGAAAUCUUGAUGACUUUUGUGAUGGUUUUUGUUUAGUGAUGUUUUGAACUCCAUAUAGGUUUGCUGUUUAAUGCUGCAUUUGAUGAACCUCAGCUAAGACUCAAACAUGUUUUUCUCUUGACCAGGAGGACAAUAAAUAAAUAAAAGGUAACUUCUGAUAGACUAGUCACAUCUGCAUGAAAUAUCCCAGAAGUUUCCAAACAGCAGUUAUAAUUAAAGCUAAUUGAACCCUCUCAUUUUUAAGAGCUUCCAUGCUUGGACUGUCCUGUAUUUCCUUAUGGCUUCAUCUUUCAAAACUACCUUAGAUUUUUUUCAUGAAGUUAUAUUGUGAUUAAUAUAAAUAUGAAGGACAGGAGGAUGAGCAGAUUUGUCACCCUGUAAAUAUUUGACUGCUUAAGCUUCGCCGCUGCAGACCCAGAUUACAACUUUGUGUAAGAGGUUGGAUUCUUGUUGCAGCAGAGUUAAGAAAAAAGUGAUGGAAGAAUUUUUUUUUCCCCAGACAGAUGCCAGAUCAUUAGAGGGCACCACAGUAUGUACAUCUACCAAAGUUUAGUAAUGUGCCUUUAAAGAUCCAACGUACGGGUUGGACCUUCAUAGAAACACUUGGUCCUGUACUAAAGCAACAGAAUCUCACUCUGAACUGAACAGGGCUUAAACCAAAUAUCACAAUCAACCAUUCAAACCACUUGUGGAGCUUUGGUCUCAUUCGCAUCUAUUUGGGAGGCUUUUUUUUUAGCCAAAGAACGUCAUCUGUUCAAGGGAGGAAAGUCUGGAAGUUAAACUCUGAACUGCACAGCAGCAACUUACUGACACACCACCAUAGUUGGAAUUAUCCCUUAACUAAAGAAACUGAACUAAAGAGGUUUAAAAGAUUUUUGCUUUUUGAGAGUAACAUGACAUUUUGCAUUUACAGUAUAAGUUGUCUUUUAGGGCUAGGGAUCUAAAAUGUGAAGUACUGAGUACUGUCCUAAAAUAGUGAGCAGAUACUGAGUUUCCAGUCAGUCAAAUGCAGCAUUAGCACAGAAGCUAAUCCAUUUGUUUGCUUGAUUUCAUUUGAUAAACGUUUGCUUUUGUUAAACACAGAAUGUAAUAGUAUUUAUAACAAUUGUGAUAAUGACUCAGAAAAAAGACUUGACUUUUUGUUAACUUUUCCAAAUGAAUUUGCAGUGUAAUUA